AUGGUAAAAUAUCAUGAAAAGCUAUUACUGCACCUAGUCAAGUCUGGGAAGAUUCCUAAUCACAUUGCGUUUAUAAUGGACGGAAACAGAAGAUGAGCACUCAACUCGGGAAUGAACAAAAUCGAAGGGCAUCAAUUUGGGCUUGAAAAACUUCUUGAGGUUUUAGAGUGAUGUAUGGAGCUAGAAAUCAGAAUAAUUACAGUCUUUGCGUUUUCAACUGACAAUUUUAAUAGAAGUACUGAAGAAGUUAACGAGCUUAUGAGGCUGUUUUCAUUAAGUUGUGAAAAAAUUACAGAAAAAUCUAGUGUAGUUAUGCAAAAAGGAAUUAAAGUUAAAGUUUGUGGAGAUCUAACUGGGUUUCCAAAAGAGCAAAAAGAUGCAUUAGAAAAAAUUCAAAAAGAAACGAGCCAUAACUCGCUCUGCAAAUUAAAUAUUUGCUUGGGGUAUGGAGGAAUGGAAGAAGUAGCUCAGGCUAUGGAAAAAGUUGCUUUAAAAGUUAGUGAAAAUGCUGUUAAAGCUGAUGAUAUUACAAGAGAAAUGAUUGAGCAAGAGCUGUACAUCCCAGAACCUGUAGACCUGAUGGUAAGGACUGGAGAAUCGAGGCUCAGCAACUUUUUGCUAUACCAAUGCUGUGAAACUACAAAGUUUAUAAUGCUAACCAGCAUAUACUGGCCUAGCCUCAAAGUUUGGCAUUUAAUUUGGAUGAUUUUUAAAUAUCAAUACAUUUUAUAA
Blepharisma stoltei is the source of this 732-nucleotide messenger RNA. NCBI's taxonomy places the organism in Eukaryota, Ciliophora, Heterotrichea, Heterotrichida, Blepharismidae. The record is from the annotation of a GenBank genome assembly.